AUGGGUUGGGAAAAUGAAGAUGAUGAACCUAAGGUUGGCAUGAAAUUUAAUUCUACAGAAGAAGUUGACAAAUAUUACAAGAAUUAUGCUAGAUGUAUAGGUUUUGGAGUUAGCAAAAUCAGUACAAAAAAUGGAGAUGAUGGAAAAAAGUAUUUUACUCUAGGGUGUAACCGUGCAAGAAGCUAUGCGAAUGGAACAAUUGCUAUUUCUAAGGUUGCUCUUGAGCAUAAUCAUGACUUAAUAAGUCCAAGCAAAUCAAGAUAUUUUAGAUGCAACAAGAAUAUAGACCCUAGUAUAAAAAGGAGAUUGGAGGUUAAUGACCAAGCUGGGAUUAAUGUAAGUAGAAAUUUUCGGUCUAUGGUUGUUGAAGCAAGUGGAUAUGAUAACCUUACAUUCGGGGAAAAAGAUGCUAGAAACUACAUAGACAAAGUGAGGCGGCUUCGACUUGGGACAGGAGAUGCUGAAGCCAUUCAAAAUUAUUUUGUUAGAAUGCAAAGAAGAAAUAGUGAAUUUUAUUAUGUAAUGGAUGUGGAUGACACAAGUCGUUUACGAAAUGUUUUUUGGGCAGAUGCGAGAUGCAGGGCUGCUUAUGAGUAUUUUGGUGAAGUAAUAACCUUUGACACCACUUACUUAACAAAUAAAUAUGACAUGCCUUUUGCUCCUUUUGUUGGAGUAAAUCAUCAUGGUCAGUCAAUUCUGUUAGGUUGCGCCCUAUUGUCGAAGGAGGAUUCUAUAACUUUUUCUUGGUUGUUCACUACUUGGUUAGAAUGUAUGCGUGGGCGUGCACCACAAGCCAUAAUUACUGACCAAGAUAGAGCAAUGAAAAAUGCAGUUGAGGACGUCUUCCCAAAAGCUCGCCAUCGGUGGUGCUUGUGGCAUAUAAUGAAAAAGGUUCCAGAAAAAUUGAGUAGACUCUCUAACUAUGAGUCUAUCAAAAUACUUUUGCAUGAUGCGGUGUAUGAUUCUUUGAGCAUAAGUGAUUUCAUGGAGAAGUGGGAAAAAAUGAUUGAAUGUUAUGAACUUCAUGAUAAUGAAUGGUUGAAAGGGUUGUUUGAUGAGCGUCAUCGUUGGGUUCCUGUAUAUUUGAGAGACACAUUUUGGGCUGGAAUGUCAACUACACAACGAAGUGAAAGUAUGAACGCAUUUUUUGAUGGAUAUGUGAACUCAAAGACAUCAUUGAAGCAAUUUGUUGAACAAUAUGAUAAUGCAUUGAAAGAUAAAAUUGAAAAGGAAAAUAUGGCUGAUUUUAGUUCAUUCAAUAGAAUUAUUGCUUGUAUAAGUCAUUUUGGAUUUGAAUCUCAAUUUCAAAAGGCAUAUACCAACGCAAAAUUCAAAGAGUUUCAAGUAGAAGUGGCUUCUAUGAUGUACUGCCAUGCUUUCUUUGAGAGAAUAGAGGCUAUGAACUUAACAUACUGUGUUACAGAAAGUAAAAAGGUAUUUGAUGAAGUUAAAGACAUAAUGUUCAAGGUAUUCUUCAAUGAGAAAGACUUUGAAAUACGAUGUACAUGCUGUUUAUUUGAGUUUAAGGGUAUUUUAUGUAGACAUAUCCUUUGUGUUCUUAAGCUCACAGCUAAAACAGAGUCAGUGCCCUCUUGUUAUAUAUUGCCGAGAUGGAGGAAGGAUAUUAAGCGAAGAUACACACUUAUUAAAAGUGGUUUUGAUCAAUUAUCCGAAAAUGAAGAGUUGCAGCGUGUAGCUAAAGCUUGCGAUGCCUUUUACGAAGUUGCUUCUUCAUGUAUCCAUACUGAAAAAGAUUUAUCGAAAGUAAUGGAUAGAAUAGAGAACUUAAAACUGGAGAUGACAUGUCAAGAAAGUUUUUCAGAGAUCACUGAAGGAGAUAACUUAGUUCAGAAUCAGAUGACUAAAAUUCUUGAUCCUGCAGUGACUCGAAGUAAAGGGCGUCCUCCUUCAAAAAGGAAGGCUUCUAAAGUUGAUCAAAGUGUGAAAAGGAAGCUUGCUGGAAAGAAAGGACAAAAAAGCAACAAAAAAAAUAACACUUAUCAAAGUCAAGAAGAGGGGCCUAGUAUAUCUAAAGUUCAAGAAAAUCAAGAGUUCUCUAUAUCUCAGACCAUUGAUCUUGAUGUGAUCGACACACAAGAGAGCAUUCAUGUAAAACAAAUGUUAGCUCCCUUCAAUCCAAAUCAAAAAUAUCUUGAUGUUGAUAAGGUUCCAUAUUAUUCUCAAAGCAUAAACCACGAUGUUUCAUAUUUAGAGCUUUUACAGGCACAACACCAUAUAAAUGAUCAUCCAUCAUCAUGA
This is a messenger RNA of Medicago truncatula (barrel medic), 2259 nucleotides long. Its product is annotated as protein FAR-RED IMPAIRED RESPONSE 1-like. Gene Ontology annotation, molecular function: zinc ion binding. NCBI's taxonomy places the organism in Eukaryota, Viridiplantae, Streptophyta, Magnoliopsida, Fabales, Fabaceae. The record is from RefSeq and is a predicted model, not a curated record. The transcript is spliced from 6 exons. The coding region runs from base 1 to 2259 and encodes 752 amino acids.